AUGAUUGCAUAUCAGGAAAGGCGAAGGUUAAUGCUGAAAUUCGCAGACUUGAUCGACGAAAACGUAGAAGAGCUUUCGUGCUUGGAAGCGAUGGAUGCGGGAAAAUUGUACAGUUUCUGCAAGACAGUGGACAUACCCGCUGCAGCGGACACCAUACGUUACUUUGCAGGGGCUGCCGACAAAAUACACGGCUCGACUCUGAAGAUGAGUAGAUCAAUGCAGGGCUACACACUGCGCGAGCCCAUAGGGGUAGUUGGCGUAAUCAUCCCUUGGAACUUCCCCUCUCAGAUGUUCUCCAUGAAAGUGGGUCCCGCUUUGGCCGCUGGUUGUACCAUCGUCCUCAAGCCCGCUGAACAGACACCCCUUUCUGCUCUUUACUAUGCCCACUUGGCCAAAAAGGCUGGUAUCCCAAACGGGGUACUUAAUGUCGUAACAGGUCACGGCCACACUGCAGGAGCUGCCAUUACCUCUCACAUGGAUGUUGAUAAGUACCAAAAUGAGUUGAUGCAAGCAGCAGCACAAAGCAACUUGAAACCUGUUUCGUUAGAACUUGGAGGCAAAUCCCCUUUUAUAAUCUUUGACGAUGUCGAUGUCGAUAAAAUUGCCGAUCUUGCUCUCAUGGCAGGUGAGGUCUGUGUGGCCGGUUCACGUGUGUUUGUUCAAGAAGGAAUAUAUGAUAAGUUUGUUCCAAAAUUGGUAGAAAAGGCAAAGAAAUGGGUGGUUGGUGAUCCUUUUGAUCCAAAUGUUCAUCAAGGACCUCAAGUCAGUAAAAAACAGUAUGAAACAAUUCUUUCAUUCAUCGAAAAGGGUAAGAAAGAAGGUGCCACAUUGUUAACAGGCGGUAAGCCAAUGAACAUGAGAGGUUACUAUAUUGAACCGACAAUUUUCACAGACGUAACAGAUGGUAUGACUAUAGCGAAGGAAGAAAUAUUCGGACCUGUGAUGUGUGUUAUGAAGUUCAAGACAAUGGAAGAGGUGAUCAAGAGAGCAAAUGACACUAAGUAUGGGCUAGCAGCUGGGAUUAUGACAAACAACUUGAAUAUUAUGAACACAGUUUCAAGAUCAAUUCGUGCGGGAGUUAUUUGGGUAAAUUGUUACUUUGCAUUCGACAGAGACCUUCCUUAUGGGGGUUACAAAAUGAGCGGUUUUGGGAGAGAUUUGGGGAUGGAUUCUCUUGAUAGCUAUUUGCAGGUCAAAUCAGUUGCCAUGCCUAUUUAUAACUCUCCCUGGCUCUAA
Striga asiatica is the source of this 1236-nucleotide messenger RNA. The record is from the annotation of a GenBank genome assembly. Lineage: Eukaryota; Viridiplantae; Streptophyta; Magnoliopsida; Lamiales; Orobanchaceae.